AUGUCAGAGAACGGUCCAAAGUUGAGAGACGCUGCCAAGUCAGGUGAUGAGGAGGCUGUCAGGAGAUUGUCAAAGGAGGGUCCAUCAGUUGUAAACUACAAGGACAGAACUGGAUAUACCCCACUUCAUAUGGCUGCAAUGUUUGGUCACAAGAACAUCUGUCAGAUACUGUUGGAGAAUGGCGCAGAUAAAACGAUUCCAUCGAUCGAUGGUGAGACUGCUGCUGACGUUGCCAAGGGCAUCACAAUUGGCAACUACAUCAAAGACUUUAAACUAUAG
Acytostelium subglobosum LB1 is the source of this 279-nucleotide messenger RNA. RefSeq lists its product as hypothetical. The coding region runs from base 1 to 279 and encodes 92 amino acids. The transcript is spliced from 4 exons. Gene Ontology annotation, molecular function: protein binding. Lineage: Eukaryota; Evosea; Eumycetozoa; Acytosteliales; Acytosteliaceae. The record is from RefSeq and is a predicted model, not a curated record.